Molecule: messenger RNA, 1113 nt
Organism: Rotaria sp. Silwood2
Lineage: Eukaryota; Metazoa; Rotifera; Eurotatoria; Philodinida; Philodinidae
Source: the annotation of a GenBank genome assembly
AUGGAAUCAUGGCCUCACUCAUCUACUGCUCCUGUUUUUCUACGUGCACGUAAUUACCAGUGGUAUUGGAAUUCUACAGUCGAUCCGUGGUCUUCUGACGACGAACAGUGGCAAAAGUACACUGACGUUGAAAAUGAAAUUAUUGAAGAUGCAAAUAAUCAACAGAAGUUCGAUGUUGAAAUCGAUGGAGAUUAUAUAAUUAAUUUAGAAUAUUCAUUACAAUACAAGAGAGAUAAUGAAUUUACAGCACGUCCAAUUAAACGUGUUCAUUUCGGAAAAGAUAGAAGUAAUAUUCAUCCACGUGAAGAAAGGUUUUUACUAUCAGUGACACUUGCCACUUCAACAUGUUCAUCUCAGCAGUUGCAAAAUGAAAAUGAACUUGUUUGGCUGCGAACAUAUGGUUAUAUUACAAGUGCUUAUUGGGAAUUGGAAUUAAAAGACAAGAAUAAAACAAUUGCUGAUGUUGUUGAAGAAGCUGCUGAUGGAAUUAUUAAAGAAGGAUCAGCAAUUGGUAAACUACAUGAAGCACAAUGGAUCUCUCAACAAUUAGUGGCUGUGAAAGAUUUUGGUUCCAACACCAAAGUAGACUCUAUUAAAAACUUUCCAUCAAAUAUUGGUGAAACAUGUGUCUAUCUCUACACAAAAGAGUCAUUUUGGUAUAAAUUAACUAAUCGUGUUCUUCGCGAUCCGCAUUCCAUGAGUCGUAAACAAGUGAAAAGCUUAGGACCAUUCUGUUGGCUACUUGAUUGGUAUUUAUAUGAAAAUCCUACAACAGAUAUUCCAACAGUAUACCGUAGUUUAAAUCUAGACAACGAACAGCGGAAGCAAUUCAUGGAAGAAAUAAUGAAAUUCACAUCUUUUACUUCAACAAGUUGUAGCCGCAGCGUUGCUGAGUUUUAUGAUGGAAACACACUUCUCAUUAUUGAUGUAAAUCUGCGUGACAACAACCAUAAACAUAUUCGUUGCGGUAGAAACAUAUCGUCUUUAUCUGAUUUUCCUCAGGAAGAAGAAUUCUUAAUUUGGCCAGGGAGAGAAUUUGCAUUUGUUAGAUAUGAGUAUGAUAUUGUGAAGAAGAAACAUGUCAUUUAUUUAAAGUCGUCAAGUUGGGAUUAA